UAAAGUUUCUCUGGUACCUUCAUUCACCGUCGGCCGGUUGCCGGGGAGUGUGCUGUAUUCUUCUCUGAUUACAUCCAAAUGAAAUUAAGUAAAAUACAAUGAAACAAACGACGAUCGCUGGUACGAUGCUUGAAUAACUGAUUUGCAUAACCAUAUUGCUUGACACUCUUUACACUUAAGGGAGUUUAAACAGCAAGAACAGAACGCAGGCUUUGCAUCAGUUUUCAAAUGGAGUGAUGGAGAGCUGACAGCUUUGUAAAGUUUGGGCAAUUGUGCAGUUCUGCUUACAGUGUCUAACAGAACCCUGGACUGACUCGACCAUCUCUGUUUAUCAAAGCCAUGCACCUGGAAGUAAAGGUGGCCCUGAACUUUAUUGUGUCCUACUUGUACAACAAACUGCCCCGUCGCCGGGCUGACCUGUUCGGGGAAGAGCUGGAGCGUCUUUUGAUGUCACGGUUUGAGGGUCACUGGUAUCCCGACGCACCGCUGCGGGGCUCGGCAUUUCGCUGCCUGCAUUUGGGAGUGCCGUGCGACCCUGUGGUGGAACUUGCCGCCAAAAGGAGCGGCCUAGACACAGAGGAGGUGCGAGCCAACGUUCCCGCCGAGCUGAGCGUGUGGAUCGACCCGUACGAGGUGUCCUAUCAAAUCGGCGAGAAGGGAGCAGUGAAAGUGCUGUACCUGGAAGACCAGCCUGGUCUGGCUGGAGAAGCCGAGCGGGCUGACGGCAUCCAUCCCGGAAGUAAAGGGGAGAUGGAAGUGGACGAGGCCAAGAGUUUGGGGUUUAACCCUGAAGCGCAGGUAUUUGUGCCUAUCGGGGGUCAGGUUUCCCCAGUGCUUCUGCCGUCCCUCUCCAGUUCGCCCCCCCCACUUCCUGCAACAUCCUGCUCCAGCCUGUUUGGGUACCCAACUGCCAGCAGCACUGGUAACUCGGCGGGCCACUCCACAAAUACCUCGUCUCCGCCGCCUCCCCAAGGCUCGGGAAUCACCUUCUUGCCCUCUCAGCAGCAGCCCCUGGCCCCCCCGAACCCACGCCCACCCCCGCAGCCCAUCACCUUCACCACCGCUAGUUUCGCUGCCACCAAAUUUGGCUCCACCAAGAUGAAGAAGUGCAGCGGCUCGGGGCCGGCGUCCGGCUCGGCGGUCGGCAUCCCACCUCAGCCGCGGAUGCUCUCCCGCUCCCCCACCACCGUCUCCUCCCCAGGGCUGCUGAAGCACAAGCCCCUCUCCCUCUCCCUGCACUCCUUGGGGGGUCAGAUCUCCAGCCAGCUCUCUCCUAAUGCCAAAGAGUUUGUUUACCCAGCAUCCCCUGGGGCCGUCUACUUCGACACUGAUGCGCAGCCGCUGCCCCCCCAGGCCGGGCCCUUCCAGUCCCCUCACUCCCACCCCGCCCACCCCCACUCCCAAUCAUCCUUCGACCCCUUUUCGAGCACGGCUCCCGGAAUAAUCAGAGGCAACGGUGGGAUUUCCUAUGUGGAGAAGACUCCGUUUGCAGAAGGUCUGGGUGGAUAUAACCUGCAGUAUCCCAGCCAAGCCUUCCAGCCUGUGGUCCUCGCCAACUAACCUUGCCGUAAUUCUUAAACUGAUAGUAAUCCUAAAACAUGCGUUCACAAGAGGACUUAUUUGCUAACACACUUCUUACUAAUAUUACAGUAUUACUACCAUUGGCAUAUGUUGUGGUAAUUAUGAUUUUUGUUAAGGAUGUCAUUUUUAUUUCAGCAUGGGGAGUGAUCAGCCUCCUGUUGCACAGUACCUUUAUUUUUUUGCAUUGAAUGUUAAACUGAUUUUAAUGUUAAACUUUUCUGGUUCUGCACAUACUUUCCAGUAAAGCAAGUCUAAUUGA
Molecule: messenger RNA, 1840 nt
Organism: Paramormyrops kingsleyae
Lineage: Eukaryota; Metazoa; Chordata; Actinopteri; Osteoglossiformes; Mormyridae
Gene: tob2
Product: transducer of ERBB2, 2
Biological process (GO): regulation of gene expression
Cellular component (GO): cytoplasm; nucleus
Molecular function (GO): transcription corepressor activity
Source: RefSeq, a predicted model, not a curated record